Molecule: messenger RNA, 303 nt
Organism: Trichophyton rubrum CBS 118892
Lineage: Eukaryota; Fungi; Ascomycota; Eurotiomycetes; Onygenales; Arthrodermataceae
Exons: 2
Coding region: 1-303 (100 amino acids)
Biological process (GO): attachment of spindle microtubules to kinetochore
Cellular component (GO): mitotic spindle; DASH complex
Source: RefSeq, a predicted model, not a curated record
AUGGACUACGAUACGCCUGAGUCUGGCUUCUCUAACCCACUCGUACGCGAUAACCCUCUUCUCACUCCGCUAGAGCAAGAGGUGCUGGACGAAUACACGAAGUUGCUUGAGAAUAUGAACAAGCUCUCUACAUCAUUGAACGAUCUCGCGGUUCAGCCUUCAUCCGAUACUCUCGAUGCUCUGCGGUCACUUGAAAGGAAGACCGCUACCGUUUAUACCUUGCUGAAGGCGAGCGUGUACAGCAUAGUUCUCCAACAGCAGAUCUACAAUGGCGGAGAUGAGGGGCAGCUUGGAGACAGCUAA